This is a messenger RNA of Nicrophorus vespilloides, 1610 nucleotides long. Its product is annotated as protein grindelwald. The record is from RefSeq and is a predicted model, not a curated record. Bases 364 to 1056 code for a protein of 230 amino acids. The transcript has 4 exons. Lineage: Eukaryota; Metazoa; Arthropoda; Insecta; Coleoptera; Silphidae.
UUUGUUUUGUGCUAUUAUUUAAUGGUGUAUUUUGUGUAUGCAGCAUAUGGUGUGUAUCAGAAUUCGCCGCACCCGAUCUCCACCUCCAAAGGUAUUCUCUUUUAGAGGGGAUAGAAGCAGGUAUAGUUACACACAUACCUGUUGACGUCGCACGGGAAAACCGUCCGUAUGCUGAAGUCAUUACAGAAGUUGACUUAAAGUUACGAAGUCAGUUGCGUGACUCAGAUAGUGCGCUCAGGUAGUGGUUGGACGCAUCGAGGAUUUCAUUUCCCGUUACACCUGUUGAGGUCGAGUGAUUAUUAAAAAAAAGAAACCGAAAAAAAGUCAAAAGAAAUAUAGUUAUCUUACCCUUAAAAUGUGAACAUGUUGCGUUCAGAGAAGAGACCGGUGCUUGUGCUGAUUGCCAUCCUCAGUUUCCAAUCAUUCGUCUUCGCCAAUCUAUCGUUAACAACAACCCAAUGCGGCUCUUUGACUUGCAAGGAACACCAAUACUGCUCCCAAUACGAUAACCAGUGCAAACCAUGCGAAGACAUCUGCGACAAGAACAAACAUAACACGGAUUCGCAAAUUUGCGAAAGGGAUUGCCAAGAUUAUUUACAUGAUGCCAGAUAUGUAAAAACCGGAGGGAUUAGUGGAGAUUUCUCAUCAAAUGCUCAAGUUGAUAUCCAGAAGGUUUAUAAUUUGGCGGUGACGGCUUUAGUACUUUCAUGCUUUUUAUCCAUUCUCGUGAUUGCCUUGAUUCUUUUCAAAUUAUUUGGAACAGAAAAGAAUAAUAAGUUGAACAUCGAAAACUUGAAAGCACUUUUUACUAAGACGCCUUCUGAAGAUGUGGAGAAUAAAACGCCAAACAAUGGCGUAUCCACGAUCAGCGGGAAACCGGAUUUACGAUUGGAUAUCCCGAGUCCAGGCGUUGAUUCCGACGUCAGUCCUACAACAAUGACAACUUCUAUCAGUCGAAGACCGGCUGAAGAUCUGGCGUACGCUUAUGACAAUCACGCAAUGUCUGCAGCUUCGAGUCCAAAUAACAUCAAAAUUAAUAGAGAUGCCACUUAUUAAUUGAUUUCAAGCCAAUGCAGGUAUUCAAAAUUUAAAUUUAAAAGAAAGAAAUUCAUGUUCUUCAAACUAUUAAAUUCCGUCCACACCAUUCUGAGGUGAAUUAUACUAUCACUCGAAUUACUUACUUUUUAACAUGUUAAAUUAUACGAAAUGCAGAGAAAGAUCUUAAAAAUCGCUUAUUUUCCAAAUAUUCUUUAAAACAUUUAAGUAUGAAGCAGUGCUUCAAUACUAAAUAAUUCAUUAGUGCGCGUUAAGCAACUCAUAGCAGACAUAAAAGUACAUGAAUACGUGAUAACCUAAAUAAUGUAGAAAUGACUAAUUCAAAAAUGUAAACUGUACUUAAUUAAAAUUCACGCAAUGCCUUCGACCACGUUCAACAUCUUUCCACUCAAUGUAGAUUUGAACAUUUGAGAAAUUUAAAAUGUAUUUAUAAUUAUUACUAGUCAUUUAUUAGUAUGGAGAUUGAAAAAAGGACGAAGAGAAAUGAAGGAAUUUUCAGGUUUAAUUUUCUAUGCUUCAACCUUAAACAUGUGCAAUCUUUAAAAGAUUAUAAA